Molecule: messenger RNA, 825 nt
Organism: Meyerozyma guilliermondii ATCC 6260
Lineage: Eukaryota; Fungi; Ascomycota; Pichiomycetes; Serinales; Debaryomycetaceae
Product: DNA-directed RNA polymerase III subunit
Exons: 1
Coding region: 1-825 (274 amino acids)
Biological process (GO): DNA-templated transcription
Cellular component (GO): RNA polymerase III complex; nucleus
Source: RefSeq, a predicted model, not a curated record
AUGGAUCACGCUGGGUUGUUUGUAGAUGACGACGAGAUCAUGGAGGAUGCGGGAAACCAGCCCGAAGUACAGUCUGGUCUACUGUCACAAACCGCCAGUGGUUUUGAGCUGGAUGAAAGCGAAAAUGGUGAAGAGGACGACCCCAUCGUGGAAUCCAUCCCGGUGAUUAUGAACGAUAUACCCGAUCUGAACCAGCAUGUUUACGUUCUACAGUAUCCAGGACGCCCCAAGAGUAGUCCUGUGGAAGAAGAGCGAAUUUCCGCUUCAAUAAAGCCGGAAUCAAGGUACUUGGAGGUGAAAGUUCCUAUAGUCACCGAGAAAUUUUAUGAUGAAAAUAGAGCUGAAGAAUGGGGGGUCCAGGUCACGGAGCACUCUCUUCAAGGAGUUUUGGAUAAAACCCGUGGGGGGCUUUACGUUGGAAAAAUUAGACAAAUUGAUGGCCAGAGGCAGGUGGUACUUGUUCCUGUAGAAUGCAGUGCCCAACUCCGCCCAAGUUUCAAGUAUGUUGACGACGCCGAAACAGCAAGAACCAACCAACGAAAGGCUGAUAUGGGCGACCACAUACCCAAACAAACAAGCAGCCAUGUGCUUCAAACCUCGGCCAGAACUGGCAUCCAACCAGAUGGAUUUUCAACCACCAUGCUUGGUGAGUCCUUGAAACAUAUACGGCAAUUUGAAGACGAGGAGUGGUCCCAUCUACAAUAUCACGGUCCUAACGAUGCUCCUUCGGCAGAACUCAAUCAGCACCUCAUUGGAGAUGCCGAUGCGCAGCCGUUAUCUACCACCACUCAAUUGUCUGAUUAUAUCCUUCAACUCACUAGAUAA